Caenorhabditis sp. 36 PRJEB53466 is the source of this 1601-nucleotide messenger RNA. Lineage: Eukaryota; Metazoa; Nematoda; Chromadorea; Rhabditida; Rhabditidae. The record is from the annotation of a GenBank genome assembly.
AUGAGCUCCUCGUCGAUUCGAGACUCUUCUUCCGGAUGUCUUGACAGCAAAUCCAUCGGAAUCUGCCUUCUCCUCAUAGUCAAUGUCCUUUGGGUGCUGUCCUCCGAACUUACUAGGGUUGGUCAAUCGGAAUUUAUUGUUGAAAAUUCUUCAAAUUUCCAGUUUAUAUUUGUGGACGAGGAGUUCCGGCGGCCGUUCUUUACAGUCUACGUCAAAUCAUGCACUCUCAUCGUCUACAUGAUCCGAUAUUUAGUGUUCGAGGCCCGAGACGAAGGAACGUAUAAAGUGCUGAUCAGCGAAGGAUCGAUCGAUUCGGAGACGUAUGAGAUGUCGUGCGAAUCGCUUUCUCACGAAGGAUACGAAUCGGUGACCGACGUGGAUUCUGACGUCGAAUCCGUGUCUGCGGACGGAGAGAAACGACCGAGGAAGAUACGAUUUGCAGAUCGGAGAGAGGUGAAUACUUUUGGCAGGAUUCUCAAUAGAGCACACUUGCAUUGUCUGGUUUUCCAGGUCCGCCGAAUGCCCGCCUCGAACGCAGAAGAUCAGCGGAAAGCACGUCUUCCGUACCGUCAUCCGAGCCUCGAAUGUCAGUUCCAUCUUUCGAAACACGUAAAAUACACGUUGUUCUUCUUUGCGCCACUGGUGAGUAGUUGCAAAUGCGCUCUACCGCUCUACGAAUCGUUAUUUUCCCUUUUUCAGUGGUUAAUGUGCUCGUUCACCUAUCAGGCGGCGUUGGCGUUCACUUCCGUCAGCAGUCUCAACCUCAUUUCCAGCUCCUCGUCCGUCUUCGUCAUAGCCUUCGCCAUUUGCUUUCCGAGUGCUAGCAAUCGGUUUUCUGCGUACAAGGUACUUAAACUUUUUCAACUUUUUUCAAACAAAAAAAUGGAAUUUUCAGUGCGUGCUAGUUUCCAUCAACAUUGCCGGAGUUCUCAUAGUUUCCCAUUACAUUCCCUCGUUUGUGGGCGCACUUUUUGCUCAGGUUCGUUCCAAAAACUUUGUUCUCCAUCCGAAAUCUUCCAUAAAAUUUUCAGAUCUCCGCGCUUUCCUACGCCGUCUACCUGUUCGCCUAUGGACAUUUCGAGGAGAAAUACGGAAAAGUAGACAUCAAUCUCAUGUUCGGAACGAUUGGAGUGCUGGCGCUGGUCGUCGGUACGCCCACUCUCAAUGUGCUCGACAAAUUCGGCAUUGAGCAGUUCCAUCCACUUCCGAAUGUCACACAAUUCUCAUCGAUCCUUUUAUCUGCACUUAUAGGUAAGAUUUUAAAGUUUGAAAGUAAAAUCUACGUAAUUUCAGGUACUAUUGUGGCUGAUUAUCUGUGGCUUCUCGCCGCCGGAAUGGUCGACUCGCUUACCGUAUCCCUUUCGCUGACUCUGAGUAUUCCGCUCAGCUUCCUUGCGGAUACCGUAAUUCGUGACAAGUCGCCCACGCUCGCACAGGUCAUCGCAUCUAUUCCUAUCCUUUUGGCGUUCGUCGGAGCCGCGUUCGCCCAACGAAGCACUGCCACGUUAUCAAUACGAAAAGUGGUGGCGAGAAGGGUGCGGAAAGUCGACUCACACGCCGCCGACAAUGAGCAACUUAUUGAUAGCCUAUCGGACGAGUAG